Molecule: messenger RNA, 1542 nt
Organism: Acanthosepion pharaonis
Lineage: Eukaryota; Metazoa; Mollusca; Cephalopoda; Sepiida; Sepiidae
Source: the annotation of a GenBank genome assembly
AUGUUUUCUUUCUUUCUUUUCUAUCUCACUCACUCUUUCUUUCUUCCUCAUUCUUUCUUUCUUUCUUUUUUUCCUCAUUCUUUCUCUUCUUUCAUUCCUUAUCAAUCUUUCUUUCUCAUUCAUUCUUUCUUUCUUUUUUUUCUUUCUUUCUUUCUCAUUCUUUCUUCCUCAUUCUUUCUGUUCUUAUUUCCUCCUGAUUCUUUCCUUCUUUCUUUCUUUCUUUCUUUCUUUCUUUCUUUCUUUCUUAUUCUUUCUUCCCCAUUCUUUCUCUUCUUUCUUUCAUUCUUUCUCUUCUUUCUUCUUUUCUUUCUUUUUUACUUUCUUUUUUCCUCAUUCUUUCUCUUCUUUCUUUCCUCAUCAUUCUUUCUUUCUCAUUCAAUCAUUCUUUCUUUCAUUUUUUCUUUCUUUCUUCCUCAUUCUUUCUUUCCUCCUCAUUCUUUCUUUCUUUAUUAUUUAUUUUCUUUUUCCCCAUUCUUUCUCCUCUUUCUUUCAUUCUUUCUCGUCUUUCUUCUUUUCUUUCUUUCUUUCAUUCUUUCUUUCUUCCUUCAUUCUUUCUUUCUUUCUUUCUUUCUUUUUUCCUCAUUCUUUUUCUUUCCUCAUCAUUCUUUCUUUCUAAUUCAUUCAUUCUUUCUUUGGUUCUUUCUUCCGCAUUCUUUCUGUUCUUUCUUUCCUCCUCAUUCUUUCUUCCUCUUUCUUUCCUUCUUUCUUUCAUUUUUUCUCUUUUUCUUCUUCUCUUUCUUUAUUUCAUUCUUUCUUUCUUCCUUAUUCUUUCUUUCCUUUUUCUUUCUUUCUUUUUUGCUCAUUCUUUCUCUUCUUUCUUUCUUUCUUUCUUUCUUUCUCAUUCUUUCUGUUCUUUCUUUCCUCCUGAUUCUUUCUUUUCUUUCUUUCUUUUCUUAUUUUUCUUCCACAUUCUCUUUCUUCUUUCUCUUCUUUCUUUCAUUCUUUCUCUUCUUUCUUUCUUUCUUUCUUUCUUUCUUUCUUUCUUUCUUUCUUUCUUUCUUUCUUUCUGUUCUUUCUUUCCUCCUGAUUCUUUCUUUCUUUCUUUCUUUCUUUCUUUCUUAUUUUUUCUUCCCCAUUCUUUUUCUUCUUUCUCUUCUUUCUUUCAUUCUUUCUCUUCUUUCUUUCUCUUCUUUCUGUCUCAUUCUUUCCUUCUCGCUCUUUCUUUCUUUCUUUCUGUCUCAUUUUUUUCUUUCUUUCUUUGGUUCUUUCUUUUUCACCCUCCUUUCUCAUUCUUCAUUUUUCAUUCUUACUUUCUUUCUGUCUCACUCUUUCUUUCUCACUCUUUCCUCUCGUUGCACACCACACCCUCUCGAUCUGUCUGUCUGUCUGUCUAUCUCUCACUCUCUUUCACUCGCUAACAGAAACAGUAUCACUAUCUCUCUCUCUCUCACUCUCUUUCACUCGCUAACAGAAACAGUAUCGCUAUCUCUCUCUCUCUUUUCAAUUUUAAUUCAACUUCCACGCUUUAAAGAUCUCUUUUUCCUCGCUUGUAACAAAAACAUUCAUUUCUCUCUCUCUCUCUCUCUCUCUUUCACUCACUAA